Molecule: messenger RNA, 2433 nt
Organism: Aspergillus caelatus
Lineage: Eukaryota; Fungi; Ascomycota; Eurotiomycetes; Eurotiales; Aspergillaceae
Product: Sec1 family protein
Exons: 7
Coding region: 169-2256 (695 amino acids)
Biological process (GO): intracellular protein transport; vesicle-mediated transport
Cellular component (GO): secretory granule; plasma membrane
Molecular function (GO): syntaxin binding
Source: RefSeq, a predicted model, not a curated record
CUCACUCCCAUUCCCAACCCCUCCACCCCCUGAUUGGACCCUCUAAAUUGUCGCCUGCCUUUGGUCAUUAUUCUCCCUAUACCAGUCGCUUUCAGGCUGCGGUCUUAUUGUUUUCAAGUCUGCGACACCAAACCUAACCUACAGCUAGAGGGCUGCCGGCCAGCCAAGAUGAACUCCUCCAUACUCAAUAUUCAACGCGAAAUCAUUCUCAAUACAAUCCGGUAUACGGCAGGGAAUGAGUGGAAAGUCCUGGUUGUGGAUGAGACCAGUCGGAAAUUAAUCGAUAAUGCUGUGAGCGAGGAUGAUAUUCUCAACCUCAAUGUUACCAAUGUCGAGCAGAUCGAGGAAAAGCGGAAGUCCAACCCUAUGGAUGCGCUGUAUAUCCUAUCGCCCCAGUCACAUAUUGUCGAUUGCCUAAUGGCCGACUUUGAGCGAAAGCGAUACAAGAAGGCCUGGUUGGUUUGGACGUCAUACCUCGACCCCCAACAGCGCACUAGGCUCGAACGAUCACAAAUGGCCCAAGAACAAAUUGCUAGCUUCCGAGUUAUGAGCGCCGACUACUUUCCGAGGGAAUCGCGUCUUGUCACGUUCCGAGAUCCGUGGAGUUUCCCCGUGUUGUUUCACCCCGGCUGCAACCACUUGAUUCGCGGGCACUUGGAGGGACUGGCACAGAAAAUUGUAUCUCUUUGUGUGAGCUUAGGAGAGUACCCCGUGAUCCGAUACUAUAAGCCUAGAACGCCAACGCACGAAGCUAGUGUUAUGUGCUCGCACCUUGCCCGAUUUAUUCAAAAUGAGCUAGAUCAGUUUGCCCAGUUUCAAAAGGACUUCCCGCCCCCUUCCCAGAGACCGCGAGGCGUUCUUAUGGUGGUGGAUCGCUCUAUGGACGUUGUUGCGCCACUUAUCCACGAAUUUACGUACCAAUCUAUGGUGCAUGACUUGCUACCGAUAAAAGAUGGGGACAAAGUCACUUACAAAACAAUUAUAAACGAAGGUAGUCAUAAUGAAGAACUUAAGGAGAUGGAAAUCUCCGAAAGUGAUACCGUCUGGGUUGACUACAGACAUCUUCACAUGAAAGAUGUCCUUGGAAAAUUGGGUGAAGACUUUGCCAAAUUCAGAGCAGCCAAUCCUCAGUUUGCUGAAGAAAAUGACAAAGCCAACGUGAACACAAUCAAAGACAUGUUAGCUGGUCUCACAGAAUUCCAACAGGGUAGGGACGCAUAUACGCUCCAUCUUAACAUGGCACAAGAAUGCAUGAAACACUUUCAGGAGCACAAGCUAUUGGAAGUAAGUUCGGUUGAACAGUGCCUGUCCACUGGGCUGGACGAGAACUACAAGAAGGCAAAGAACUUGGCUUCACAGCUUGUUCAGCUACUUGAUGAUGAUGCAGUGGACCAUCAGGAUAGACUCCGGCUUCUACUCCUCUACAUCAUGUAUAGAGGGGGAAUUCUUGGUGGGGAUAUUAGGAAGCUUAUGGCGCACGCUCAACUCCCACCGCAGGAUGGAAACGUUAUUUCCAACCUCGAUUUACUUGGUUCUAGAGUAGAGAAACAGUUGAAGGACGAGAAACCACCUGUCCAGCCGCUGUUCCAGAGAAAACCUCCAUCGCCCGCAGAAUCCGACGAAACUAGUUUGUCGAGAUACGAAUUGAAUUUGAAGUUGAUGCUCGAGGAGUUGGUCCGAGGAACUUUGGACCCGACGGCUUUUCCUCCCACUCGGCCAAACACCGAGGUAGAGGGCAUGGGAGGGCCUCAGGACACCCUCUCGCAAGCCUCCCUGCGAAGCGCCAAACCGACUUGGGCUCGGACCCGUUCAGCCACAGAGCAGCCCCGACAACGCAUCAUCGUGUUCAUGGCUGGCGGCGCAACGUAUGGCGAAGCUCGUUCUUGCUAUGAGGUCUCCCAAGCGUUCAACAAGGAUGUUUUCCUUGCGACGUCGCAUAUGCUGAGUCCUGGUUUGUUCUUGAAACAGCUAGGGGACCUCAGUGCCGACAGAAGGCGCCUAGACAUCCCAGCUGAACGGCCAAAGCCAACGGCACCGGCCCAUUUGUUUGAAAAAGAUCCUCCACCGCAGCCUCAGCCAGUGCCCAAGAAGGCUCCCGCUCCGAAGCUCAACCCUCCGGCGCCUCCUUCGGCGGCUAUGGGCGCCAUGUCCCUAGGAUCCAAUUCUCAAAAUGGUGCAGCACCUGCACCAAGCAACGCCAAGCCACAUAAGGAGAAGAAGGAAAAGAAGCACCAUCACUUCUUUAGGCGGUCAUAGUGCCUCCACCUUCUCUCAGAAUUACUUCAAGAAUAAUAACACUCUUAUUGACUACCGGCAGCUAUAGCCGUUUGAAGUCUAUACCAAUGUCUUUCUACUACAGCGUCAGUGAUACCAAUCUAUCGGGUUUUAUUUUGAGCACCGAAGGCGCCACGGCGCUAAAUGGAUAUGUUCUUG